AGAGGUAUGGGGACAGCAGGAACAUGGGGACAGAGGGGACAUGGAGACAGCCGUAGGGAUAGUAGGAACAUGGGGACAGCGGGGACAUGAGGACAGACAUGGGGACAGUGGGGACAUGGAGACAGCAGGGACAUGGAUAUAGAUCUGGGGACAGAAGGGACCUGGGGACAGAAGGGACCUGGGGACAGCAGGGACAACAAUCACCGACCCCACCUGCAGGAGCCCCCACCCUCCUGUCCCCCCGCUGCACCCCUCAGCAUCCCCCCCUGCACUUGGAAGGCUGGGGGCUACGAGGUGGAGCCGAGCGGGACCCCCAGCCUUAUUGCAGCCCCCAGCCCCGCUUUGCAGGGCAGCUCCGGCCUUCCCGAGCCCACCCAGGAGGGCUGGCAGCGGGCCGUGAGCUGCGCCCCACUCCGGUUUGCUCCCUGCGGGGCCAAGAGUGCGGCGUGCGCCCUUGGGCAGCCGCCAGCCCCGGCCCCUUCCAAGGGGCGCAGCUGGCAGCGGGGCACGAAACGAGCCCGGGGCCGUCGUGCUCCAGCGCGCGGCGCCCGGGCAGCGCACCCCGACCUGCACCAAGCGAGCAGGAAACACCUUCCCCGUGCCCGCGGCACGCAGGGUUCAAAACGUUCCCUCCCCGCUGGCGGCUCAGCCCGUUUCUCCAGGCGGAACCGGUCGCUUGGCAGCCUGGUGCUCAGCGCCACGGCCUCCGACCCCAGCCCGCUGCCAGCCCCCUUUGCCAGCCCCUGGGGUCCCCGUGGCUGGCACCCCGCUGUCCCCUGGGUGCUGGAGGUGGCUGCAGGCACCCGGUGUCCCAGCCGAGCCCCGUGGCCGCCCACCUUCCCCUUCCCACGCUGCCUGACCCGGCACAAACGUUCUUAAGGAAUAAGGAGAAAUUGCUUCGCGUGCUUUUGUGCAGACUCUUUCACAAGCACGAUUUUCUUAUCCUUUUUUUUUUUUUUUUUUUUUCCCUUUGUUCUGAUGUUUUCCUCCCCAGAACUUGUCGGGACUCACUUUGGGGUAUUUUUAAUUAAGAGCAGGGGACUCGGGACGGCAGCAGGUCGCAGCGCCGCUGUUUUCAAGGGCUGGGCUAGCAAAAAUCUGGCAAAAUCUGACAGCGCGGUGGCACGUGCAGCGUGGCAGGAGUGUCCCCCCUGCGUGGCUCCCCCCUGACGGGCAUU
Molecule: messenger RNA, 1178 nt
Organism: Oxyura jamaicensis (ruddy duck)
Lineage: Eukaryota; Metazoa; Chordata; Aves; Anseriformes; Anatidae
Product: synapsin-1-like
Exons: 2
Coding region: 87-1031 (314 amino acids)
Source: RefSeq, a predicted model, not a curated record